Messenger RNA from Oryza sativa Japonica Group (Japanese rice), 1853 nucleotides. Its product is annotated as pentatricopeptide repeat-containing protein At2g15690, mitochondrial-like. Lineage: Eukaryota; Viridiplantae; Streptophyta; Magnoliopsida; Poales; Poaceae. Gene Ontology annotation, cellular component: intracellular membrane-bounded organelle. The record is from RefSeq and is a predicted model, not a curated record. Gene Ontology annotation, molecular function: RNA binding; zinc ion binding; protein binding. Gene Ontology annotation, biological process: RNA modification.
GCCAUUUCGCCUCCACUGUGGCGGAAAUAUCUCCUCCGCUUAAACCCCCACAUCGCCCUAGCCGCCGCCUUCCCCUUCCUACCUCGCCGCCGCCGCCACCGCCGCCGCCAUGGCCGCCGCCGCCGCCGCCAUCCGCCGCCCGCUCCUCCGCUCCGUCGCCUUCUCCUCCUCCAGGUCCCGCUCCCUCCUCCACCUCCUCUCCCGCCCCCUCUCCUACUCCUACCCCCCUUCCGCCUCCCCCAACCAUCUCCACCACCCCCACCAGCAGCAGUGGCAGCCAUCGCUCCGCUCCGCCUCCGCCGCCGAAGGACCUCCUCCCCAGUGGUCUCCUCCCGGAAACUACCACCAGCAGCAGGCCCCUCCCCCUGCGCGCCACUACUACGGCCCCCCGCAGCAUCAGCCUCGCUACAACUACGGCCCUCCGCAGCCACAGGCGCCGCCGCCGCCGCGCAACGACUACGGGCCACCGCCGCCGCCGCCGCAGCAGCAGCAGCAGCAGCGGGAGGCUGUGGUGGGGCCAGGGGAGCUGAUCGGGCUCGGACGGGAGGGGCGAGUCAAGGAGGCGGUGGAGAAGCUCGACAAUGGGGCGCGCGCCGACCCGCAGUGCUUCUACGAGCUCGCCGCGGCUUGCUCCAACCCCAAGCUGCUCGAGGAGCUCAGGAAGAUCCACGACUUCUUCCUCCGCUCGCCCUUCCGCGCCGACCUCCAGGUCAACAACAAGAUGCUCGAGAUGUACGCCAAGUGCGCCGCCAUGAACCACGCCCGCAGGACGUUCGACCAUAUGCCUGACCGGAACAUGGACUCCUGGCACAUCAUGAUCGAUGGCUACGCGGUGAACGGGCUCGGGGACGUUGCGCUGCAGCUGUUCGAGGAGAUGAAGACCAAGUAUGGAAUUGCACCGACCGCCCACACUUUCACGCUCGUGCUCAAUGCCUGUGCCAACUCGGAGGCCAUUGAGGAGGCAUUCCUGUACUUUGAUGCCAUGUCCAGGGAUCAUGGCAUUGAGCCUGGUGUGGAGCACUAUGUUGGGAUCAUUGAGGUUUUGGGGAAGUCGGGGCAUCUCAACGAGGCUGUGGAGUACAUCGAGAAGCUUCCGUUUGAGCCCACUGACACGGUGUGGGAAUCGCUCUUGAACCUUGCGCGCAUGAAUGGAGACAUUGACCUUGAGGAUAGGGCAGAGGAGUUGCUGGUCUCGCUCGAUCCAACCAAAGUUAAUCCUAAGAAGCUCCCUACUCCACCUCCGAAGAGGCGCCUUGGGAUUAAUAUGCUUGAUGGGAGGAACAAGCUGGUAGAGUACAGGUUGCCGCCCAAGAUCGAAAAGAAGGUGGUGAACGAACAGCGGUAUGUCCCAGACACAAGGUAUGUUCUCCAUGACAUUGAUCAGGAGGCAAAGGAGCAGGCACUGCUGUACCAUAGUGAGAGGCUAGCGAUUGCCUAUGGUUUGAUUAGCACCCCAGCAAGGACUCCACUUCGCAUCAUUAAGAACCUCAGGAUCUGUGGAGACUGCCACAAUGCUAUCAAGAUCAUGUCGAGGAUUGUAGGGAGAGAGCUUAUCGUAAGAGAUAAUAAGCGCUUCCACCAUUUCAAGGAUGGGAAGUGCUCUUGUGGUGAUUAUUGGUGAACAUGGCUUUUGUUCAGCUGAAUACAAUGGUCUGAAAUUGCCAAUACGAUGUAUUGAGCACUUCUUUUUUCUUAUUAUUAGGAUUGCAGCCAUCCUAUAUGAAUAUAUGCUGGCAGCCAUGCUUUUAGCGCAUAAACAAUAUCCAGUUAUCUGAUGGUAGUGUUAGUACUCCUGUUAUCCAUCUCAUUAUGAUCAUGAAGAUGAAUGUGAUGCUUUUAUUCUUGAUGGCCUA